AUGGGACAACAGAUGUGGCUUCAAAAAUGGUCCCCUGAUUUCAAACCAGAGGAAGACAUUCCUAUUGCUCCUGUUUGGGUUCUGUUACCCAAACUUCCGUACCAUUUGCACUAUUGGCAUUACAUUAAACAGAUAGUUCAAUCCAUAGGUACUCCUCUUGAACUGGACAGUGCCACGAAAGGAAGGACUAGGCCUAGUAUGGCCAAAAUUAGGGUGGAGAUUGAUCUCCUUAAACCCCUACCUGAUGCCAUUUAUGUUGGUCUGAUUCAUGAAAAUUCCCCUCAAACAGGAUUUAUGCAAAAGAUUGAAUAUGAAGGGAUACCAAAAUACUGCAAGCAUUGCAAAAAGCUUGGUCACAGAAUGAUAGAGUGCAGAACAUUGGAAAGAAAGAAAGCGGCUGUGGGGGAAGCAAAGAAGGAUAGAGUUACUGAGAAAGAUGAAAAUGGCUACAAGAAGGAGGAACAAACUAAGGACUCUGAACAAAUUAAUGAAAAUACCGAGAGUCAAGGCAUCACUAUGGGAGAGAGAUUUGGCAAACGUAAAACCAAAGAAAAAGAAGAGAAAGCUCCCUAA
Lycium ferocissimum is the source of this 573-nucleotide messenger RNA. RefSeq lists its product as uncharacterized. The coding region runs from base 1 to 573 and encodes 190 amino acids. NCBI's taxonomy places the organism in Eukaryota, Viridiplantae, Streptophyta, Magnoliopsida, Solanales, Solanaceae. The record is from RefSeq and is a predicted model, not a curated record. The transcript has a single exon.